GGAAAAGGAGAAACCCGAAACACAACAAUGGAGAUCCGACCCGUUUCAUGUCAGCAUGAUGAGGCCACCGGAGACACCGCGUGACCCGAUGGAGUUUCUGUCUCGUUCAUGGAGUGCCUCUGCACGUGAAGUCUCCAAGGCUCUCACCACCAUGAACAACAACAAUAACAACAACAAAGCUCCUUGUAAUGUUAUAAUACUUGAGAACAUAGCUGGUGAAGUAGAAGAAUCUGUUAAUGUUUCUGGCAACCCUUUUUCUUUUGCUUCCUCUGAGACUUCUCAAAAGGUCAUGGACCGUAUCAUGUCACACUCGGUAUGUUAUAUGUUACCUCAGGAGGUAUCUCCACGCACCUCAGGAAGACUUUCUCAUAGUAGUGGCCCUCUUAAUGGUUCUUUAACAGAUAGCCCUCCGCUUUCCCCUUCUGAAAUUGACGAUUUCAAGCAGUAUAACCGCUCCAACAACAAUCACAACAACAACAACAACUUGAACAGUCAAUACCGCGCAGCCGCAACCGGCGGCCCUGCUGGCGUCGGCAGUGGCAAGACGGUAGGGAGGUGGCUUAAGGAGAGGAAGGAGAAGAAGAAGGAGGAAACCAGGGCCCAAAAUGCUCAGCUACAUGCAGCAGUUUCGGUGGCCGGAGUUGCCGCCGCAGUUGCUGCCAUAGCUGCCGCCACGGCGGCAUCAUCAGGCUCUGGCAAAGACGAGCAGAUGGCGAAGACUGACAUGGCGGUGGCGUCAGCAGCGACGUUGGUUGCAGCUCAGUGUGUUGAGGCUGCGGAGGCUAUGGGGGCUGAGCGUGAUCACCUGGCCUCAGUGGUUAGCUCCGCCGUGAACGUGAGGUCUUCCGGCGACAUAACAACCUUAACGGCAGCGGCGGCAACAGCUUUACGUGGGGCUGCCACAUUGAAAGCAAGGGCCCUCAAGGAGGUUUGGAAUAUUGCAGCUGUUAUUCCUGUGGAGAAGAAUUUGAGAGUUGCUGGUGGUGGGGGUAAUGGUAAUGGUAAUGGUAAUGGUAGCAAUUGUAGUUCUAAUAGUAGCUUCAGUGGUGAACUUGUUGAAGAAGAAAAUUUCUUGGGUAUCUGUAGUAGAGAAUUGCUAGCCAGAGGUUGUGAACUCCUCAAGCGCACACGCACAGGUGAACUACAUUGGAAAAUUGUAUCUGUUUAUAUAAACAGGAUGAAUCAGGUUAUGGUGAAGAUGAAGAGUAGGCACGUUGCUGGGACCAUCACAAAAAAGAAAAAGAAUGUGGUUCUUGGAGUGAUCAAAGAUAUGCCUGCAUGGCCUGGUCGCCACUUGCUAGAAGGUGGCGAGAACCGUCGCUACUUUGGUUUGAAAACAGUAAUGCGUGGUGUUGUUGAAUUUGAGUGUAGGAAUCAAAGAGAAUAUGAUGUGUGGACUCAGGGUGUGACAAGGCUCCUCUCUAUAGCUGCUGAAAGGAACAACAGAAACAGAAUAUGUACUUCUUUUUAAUUGGGAUGGAGGAAAAAAAUUUUGGGAGUUGGGAAUAGGAUCCAUGGUACUAGUAAGAUGAAGAUGAUAGAUCUUUUGAUAGAUGGUGGGGGGUUUUGAUCCAUUUGUAAAAAGGGUAAAUUAAAGUUCUAGUUAUUGCAAAUGGGGGUCUCUUUAAUCUUGGGGAACAUACAUGUGUAUUUUGAUGUAUUUUUUUUUGGAAUGGGAAAGUAAAGUCAUUUGAACCAAAGUAAGUGAAAAUCAUGUCAAUCUUAGUGUUCUUUCACUGAUGUGGAAAGAAAAGGAGUAUCUUGGACCAGGGCAGUCAAAAGAAAAAGGGAAAGUGUCACAUUUGAGUGAAGUGUAAUAUUGAACAUCAAGACAUAAUCUAAUUUUAUAUGUGCUUUGUUUA
Molecule: messenger RNA, 1862 nt
Organism: Gastrolobium bilobum
Lineage: Eukaryota; Viridiplantae; Streptophyta; Magnoliopsida; Fabales; Fabaceae
Product: VAN3-binding protein-like
Exons: 7
Coding region: 56-1471 (471 amino acids)
Biological process (GO): phloem or xylem histogenesis; auxin-activated signaling pathway; leaf vascular tissue pattern formation
Source: RefSeq, a predicted model, not a curated record